This is a messenger RNA of Saprolegnia diclina VS20, 714 nucleotides long. RefSeq lists its product as hypothetical. The transcript is spliced from 8 exons. The record is from RefSeq and is a predicted model, not a curated record. NCBI's taxonomy places the organism in Eukaryota, Oomycota, Saprolegniomycetes, Saprolegniales, Saprolegniaceae. Gene Ontology annotation, molecular function: protein binding. The coding region runs from base 46 to 714 and encodes 222 amino acids.
GUCUGUCCCACGACCACGAACGCGAACGGAGAGACGGCGCUGCAUAUGGCAGCUGCAAACGGAAAGCUCCAAGUUGUCAAAGCGCUUCUGAGUGUGCCGUUGCCAAUGACCAUCUUUGCCAAGACCACGUCGGGCAAGACGCCGUUGGGGCUCGCGAAGCAAAAUCAACAUGCCACGGCUGCCGAAUGCUUGAAAACGGCCAAGCUCGACGUGAUCAAGCGUUUGUGGGCUGCCGUCAACAAAGGUGACGGCAAUCGAGUGUGCGCGCUCCUGAAACAAGGCGUCCCCGUCAACGUUAGAAACGCGACGGGUCGCACGGCACUGCACGCAGCGGCUGCGGCAAACCAGAAUGCUAUUGCAGAGCUACUUGUAGCUGCCGGCGCUGAAAUCGAUGCCGUCGCAGUGGACGGUCGGACGCCGCUGAUUGUCGCUGUCGAGUCGAAUGGCGUCGACAUCGCGAACCAGCUCUUGCAAGCUCGUGCCAGCGUCCACAUGCGCGUCGGGGCCGACGACAGCGCCGCGGCCUCGUGGCAACCACUGCAUCUCGCGGCCAAGCAAGGUUACGCGAAGAUCGUCGACCUGCUCUUGGCGCACAGCGCCAUUGUCGAUGCGGGGCCCACGACGCCGCUGCAUCUCGCCGUCCAGUACAAGCACGUCGAGGUCGUCAAGCGUUUGCUGAAGGCCAACGCACUGCGCUUCUUCUUAGACGGGUGA